This is a messenger RNA of Peronospora matthiolae, 639 nucleotides long. The record is from the annotation of a GenBank genome assembly. Lineage: Eukaryota; Oomycota; Peronosporomycetes; Peronosporales; Peronosporaceae.
AUGGAAGGCGUUGAGAACGACGCACCGGAUGUAGAGAUGGAGAGCAUGCAACCGAUACAGGACGCUAUACCGCCGCUGCUGAUGCCACAAGAACGGUCAGCUCCCACUGGAUUUGAGUUGGAACCGUACCGUGAACCACCGACUAUCUUCGAGGACGAUCAAGUGGUGUUCCAUACCCCUAGAGACCGUUUUAGAAGUUCCCGGGAACCAGUCUUCCUUCUUGAAGAGGGAACGGACGCAGAGGAAGAACGGAAGUCGGAAGGAAGAGAUGGACCGUCCUAUCCGAAGCGUGCCAGGAUCGAUGAAGACGGCCUUAUUGCUGAAGCCGUCCUCGCGUACGCAGCAAGCAUUGACACAGUGGAUCUUCCUACAACAUACGCUCAGGCAAUUGCCAGUGAAGAUUCAACACAGUGGCGUGAAGCCAUGGAUGCUGAACUGCUCUCUCAUAAACGGAACGAUACCUGGACAUUAGUUCCACGAGGAACGGCCAUCCGUACCAUUGGGUGCAGAUGGGUGUUCGCCAAGAAGCGUGACCAGAACGGUCGCGUGGUGCGCUUCAAAUCGCGGUUGGUGGCGAAGGGUUUCAAGCAGAAGUACGGAGUGGAUUUUUUGAAACGUACUCUCCUGUGGCGAACAUGA